AUGGACGAAGCCACUAUUACAGCGCCUUCUGUUAGCGCCACAGCCGCUCUAUCAUUCACGACUGAUAUGGAUGAAGAAUCCAAGAAGCUGAUGGACGGCGAACGGUCGUGUAUUUUCGAAGUGCGCAUUGAGCAAGCCGAUCUUUGUCGUCAACGGGGCUCGACACAGUUCCAGGCUGGAAAUACAGACGAGGCCGUCAAGUGGUACGAACGUGCUCUUUAUCACGUGGACUUUGAUGAGGGAACGUGGCAUUUUGAGUUUACUAACAAGAAUCGAGCCGAUGUGAACGUGGUACGGCUGCCAGUGUACUUGAAUCUUGCAGCUUGUUAUUUGCUGCAAGGAGCGCCAAAAGAUGGCGAGCCGGACUUGAAGUUGUUGGCGAAGGUGGUUGAAAACGCGGAUUUGGCACUUGCUAUUGAUCCGAAAAAUGAUAAAGCACUCUAUCGUGGUGGACGUGCGUUAUUGCUUACGGGAGAUUUAGAUAGAGCAAAGGAGAAGCUAACUAGAGCUGCUAAACACCACCCAACGGAUGGAAAUAUCCGUAAAGCCAUGAUGAUGUUGAAGGAAAAAGUGGCAGAAGACAAGAAGGAGGAAAAGGUUCGCUGGGGUGGCAGGCUGCUUGGUAAGGACGAGGAAGUCGAGAGUAAAACUGCUUACAAUCAGCGUCCGUUGCAGCUGAAGAAAACUUCCGGAGUCCAGUCACGCGCUGUGGAUGUUUGCCGUUGUGCUCAUCGGUAUCGCCUUGGCUCUGGGUCAACUAAGUUUCGUGGAGUAGCUGAGGUGCUGAAGACGCUAAAAGCGGCGCAACGUCGCUUGACAAAUUCAUCCGGCUCCUAUGGUUGUCAAAAAUCGUAUAUUGUUCGCCAUGCCUGA
Molecule: messenger RNA, 873 nt
Organism: Peronospora matthiolae
Lineage: Eukaryota; Oomycota; Peronosporomycetes; Peronosporales; Peronosporaceae
Source: the annotation of a GenBank genome assembly